Aricia agestis (brown argus) is the source of this 4468-nucleotide messenger RNA. It is a transcript of the gene baz, whose product is annotated as partitioning defective 3 homolog. NCBI's taxonomy places the organism in Eukaryota, Metazoa, Arthropoda, Insecta, Lepidoptera, Lycaenidae. Gene Ontology annotation, cellular component: apical junction complex; apical plasma membrane; adherens junction. Bases 85 to 3252 code for a protein of 1055 amino acids. The record is from RefSeq and is a predicted model, not a curated record. Gene Ontology annotation, molecular function: protein binding; phosphatidylinositol binding. The transcript is spliced from 20 exons. Gene Ontology annotation, biological process: microtubule cytoskeleton organization; establishment of cell polarity; establishment of centrosome localization.
GGAAUUAUCUAAUUAAGCUUUUAUUUCUUUUGACAUAAAAAGAAGUUAAAAUGCAAUCGAAAAGUGUGUAAUCUGUGAUGGACUAUGGACAUUGAUAGGCCGGUUCCACCCCCUCGUCACAAAAAGCGGGCCAAGCUAGCAGCGCAAGAACGGGAGAGAAGAUCGGUUACUUGGGGUCCGGAGACAUGGAUCGGCGUUCGGGCGUUGCGCGCCAGCGGCGGUGGCAUUCUCGACCCGGACGACAGGGUGUGCGACGUCGCCGACGACCGGGAGACCCUCACCGCGGAGUGCAGCAACCAGCCCCAGCCGCGAGCGGCGCAGGCUGACGGCGCCAGCGGGUCUUCCGCCGGCACCGCCUCGCCCGAUAUGUUCCGAGGCGGUGGCGGCGUGGGCACAGUGGCGGAUUCAUGUGUCGAAGUGGGCGCCGGCGCAGACGGUGGAGGUGGGCUCCAGGUGCGACGCGGCAGCGAGCCUACUCUGCAUCAGGACAACCUGCCCCUGACGCUGCAUGACGAUGCAUCCGAGCAAACGAAGCGGUGGUCGGCCGCGGUGGUGUGCCGCGAGGACCGCGCGCCGCACAAGCCGGACGCGCGCCCCGACCCCGCCCCCGCGCCGCACUUCCAGCGACACUCCAACAGACUUUCCAUGCAGUUCUCCGGACCGGGAAGUGGUGUGUGGCUGGACGCAGCGGAACGUGUACAGAGUUACGGCAGCAAGAGUCUCCCGCGGGACGCUCGCAGGGAGCCUCUGGGACAGGACACGCCCCCCAGCGUCGACCAAAACCAUAGGGUGGAGGAGAUGCUAAGAUGGGUGUCGGGAGUGAACAACGUGGCCAGCGUACAUCCCGUCCAGGAGCGGCCGUUGGACUUACUACCUGAAGGUGGCAACAGCGAGCGCGCGGUCUCCGGAGUGGAGAUCCCAGUGAGUCCCAGCAGCAAGCCGGCCACGCAGACCGUCUCCGUGACCCUGGUGAAGGGCGACAAAGGGCUGGGCUUCACCAUCACCACACGAGACAACCCCACCGGUGGACACUGUCCUAUAUACAUCAAGAAUAUAUUGCCCAAGGGUGCAGCUGUGACGGACGGUCGUCUGCGCGCCGGGGACCGGCUCGUGUCAGUGGGUGGCGCGGCGGUGGCGGGUCUGGCGCAGCAGCAGGUGGUGGCUCUGCUCCGGAACACGCCCCCUCGCGCCGCGGUAGAUAUCGUCGUCGAGCGCCCCGCCCCUCACCCCGCGCUAGCUACGCACCCGCAAAACGCCACGCGUACGCAGAGAGUGGAACCACAGCCUAGUCCAAAGAAAUAUAACGAAAAAGCCAUAGGAUCUGAGAUGCCAGUUCAAACGGAGAACAAAACUGAGAACGGCCGAGUUUCGAACAUGGUGAAUGCAAUCAACCAAAGCGCGAAUAGCUCCAUACGAGGUCGGAUACCCAAGAGUUCUUCGAAAGACGAUCUCUUGAAGGACCAAAGCCUGAACAACUCUAAUUCCAACUCAAACGACGCGCUAAAUUCGUCUUCAAGAUCUCUACUAAGUCUAAGGAACCGGCAGAUUCUCCGGCUUGACGUGCCGGUGCACGACUCGGAGAAGGCCGGACUGGGGAUAAGCGUGAAGGGCAAGGUCACCGUCGGUCCCGAACCCCAUGAUCUGGGCAUCUUCAUCAAGUCGGUCCUACACGGUGGCGCCGCUUCGAGGGACGGAAGAUUGCACACUAACGACCAGUUGCUGAGCGUGAACGGAGUGUCGCUAGUGGGUCAGUCGAACGCCGAAGCCAUGGAGACGCUGCGACGAGCCCUGCUGCACUCCCGACCCAACGUGCACGGGAGUAUAUCCCUCACAGUCGCCAGGAGAACAGACAGCAUGGAUAACCUAGCGAGGUGGAAGGACGAUACGCCGCCAAACGGGAACGACACAACAAACUCGAACGAGAACAGCAACUCGCAGAACUUCAACACGAUCAUAUACAACGGCGAUAAAGAGAACAAACCCGAGUACCCCAAAUACGAGAAGAUUGAAGAGCGACAGAAGCAUGCGACUGUCGUCACCGUCAACAGCAACGGCAGUUGGGCGUCAAACCAGUCGGACGAUUGUAAGGGAUACCUCGAGAGAGACGAUUCCAACCACGAUAGUAAAAGAGACAGUUUCGAGUGGAGUCGACUGGAUGGGUGGAAUCCGGUGAUAGACAGACUGACGGGGCUUCGUAACGAGAGCUAUUAUAUGGCGACGCAGCCGCACGUGCCGCUCGCGCCGAGCGAACGUCGUGCGCACGCGCGCUCCCCCCCACACCAUCACGUGAUCAUUGAGGAGGAUUACGUCACACGAGGCAGCGCGGGCGAGUCAGGCAGCGAGAGCGGUCACGGGUUCAGCCGCGACGCCGUCGGCCGCCGCUCGAUGUCGGAGAAGCGGCACGCGGCGCUCGACGCGCGCGCUACCGGCACUUACAAGAAGAUCAAGGAGCUUAAGGCUGAGCAUGCACUGCAAGUUGGUCCGUCAUUGGGUAUGCGGAAAUCGUCUAGCUUGGAAUCUCUACAGACUGCCAUACAGGAGAAACAGAGGAACCCACGCAACGAACCCAUAUACGCACGGGCUCAUCCACCUCUGAAGCACUGGCUGACGGACGACAGCGCGGCGCCGGACACACUCGUGCGGGGUUCGCCGCAGCAGUCCUCACUCUCGCACAAGAAGCCUUCCUUGCUGAAAUCACUCUCCACUAUGUUUAGAAUCGGCAAGCCCCACAAAAAGACUGACACUGAAAUAUGCGGACGAUCGACGCCGGGGCGGUCCUCAGAGAAAUCGUUAUCGAGGGAGGCGCUAGAGAGGCAUAGCAGAAUAGACGAGCGGUUAGCAGAGAGCUCGGAAAGGGAACAUAAUUUGAGAGAGGAAAGUAGAAGAAGCGAGCGCAGCGAGCGUACAGAACGCUUGGCGCGCCCGCCGGAGCGGCGCAGCGCACGCACCGCCCCCUCGCACGCGCCGCAGGCCUUGGACAGCGCCUGGGGGCCGACCGGACACUACGUCAACUACGAGGAGAUACAACACAACCUCAACGCGCGGCGGGAGAAGCUGAGCGAGGUGCAGAUCGGGCAGAUGCGGCGGCAGGUCGACGCGCAGCGCGCCAAAGCUGAGGAGGAGAGCAGCCGUCGAGCCGGUUCGGGCUAUCAUUCACAGCGAUCGUGUAGGGACGCCCGAACGCAGUCCAACUAUUACGACUACGACACUGCGCCGCCGCGACGACCCGGCAAGCUCUCGCACUACCACUGAUACAGAAACAAGAUAUGUAUGUUCAGAAAGUUAUUCACUGUUAAGUAACAGGUUAUGUGCAUGUUCAGGAAGUAAUCGGUAAAAAGCACUGACAGUUCGAAACCCAAGCUUUCGAAAUCCGAACUACCACUGAUAGUUCAGUAACAGGUUAUGCGACUGUGUUUUCAGAAAGUGAUUGAAAAAUAAGCAGGCUCUUGCACUAUCGUUCAGGAACAAUUUAUGUUACUGUAUGUUCAGAGAGUGAUUGAAAAAUAAGCAGGCUCUUGCGCUAUUAGUUAUUACUGACUGUUCAGGAACAGGUUAUGUGACUGAUCUCUCAGACUCAGAAAGUGGUCGGUAAAUAAUUCAGAAACUGCUAUAUUUGUCGCUGUUUCUAAAAUUUUAUGAAGUAUGUGUUUCUGAAUUCCAAUAUGCAAUAGACUAUGAUCUAUUAGUGACUUCAGAAACGUUUUGAUUUCAGAAAUUGAAAAAGAGAUUUAGUAAUAAAGUUCAGAAUUAAUAAAAUCUACUUAACUGAUCGGUUAAGUUAUAAAAUGACUUUUAGAAAGUCCCUGAAGUGAGAUUAAGCCAUUAAUGCACUUAAGACUAACAGUUUUUUAGAAAAGACGAAUAAUUAUAAUAUUUUAUUUAUUAAAAUAAGUAGGAAUGUAAUAAAAACUACUCUUUAGGUAGAUUAUAUCAGCUUACAAAAUUGUAACCUAAUAUUGAGCUGGUCAAAUCUAGUAAGCGAAGCAGUAGUUAAUAUUUCUAGAGCCUCAGGCUAGCAUUGUUAACAAAAGCAUUACUUAUAAGUAAUAAUUGUAAAUUACGGACAGCUAUAAUUGUUCAUUAGUUUUAUUACGAUCUAUUACGAUGCAAUUAUAAUAUAUUUAUGUAAUAAAUUAACAGAAUCGUUAAAUAUGUAUCAUAUUCGCAUUGUUUGAAUGUAUGUAUAUGUAACAUUCGAAUAGCGUCAAUAUAUUCUGUGGUAGCGUUCCGAACGUCGAGCUAAUUUGAAAUUCUAAAGCGAUAACAACAUAUUCGGUACUGUAUAAUUGAAACUUAUGUAUAACAACAGCUUUUAUUAUGCUGCCUAUGUGAGUUUAUUAUAUUGAUUACCUGUGACUUAAGUAUUUUUCUGAAAAAAAAAAGUUUCUAAAAUAUUUCUGAACAAGGAAUAAUAAGCUUAUGCCUGCCUAACAUACACCAAGGAGAUAUCUCACUCUCGAGAUAAUCA